AUGAAGAUGGGAGGAACCUGGCUGCGUCUGCCGGUUGGACAGUACUUCCUGGCUCUGGGACACAGGCACUUUUCAAACAAAUAGAGAAACAUGAUGGAUUUCAGAAAAUUCAGGCUGUUUGUUUGCCUUGUAGGGCUCAGUUGUGCUAGCUUCUGGUUUUUUUACAACAGUUUGACCGAAUUCUGUGUAUUCUGUGGAAACAGCCAACAUUACAUAUUCCUCACAGAGACUUCUAGGAGAUUCAGCGGAAACUUCUUGCAGCUCCCAGAUAUAGACUGCCAUAAGAACCCACCUUUCCUCGUCCUGCUUGUGACAUCCUCGUACCACGACAUCGAUGCCAGGAUGGCCAUUCGGCAAACCUGGGGGAAGGAGAGAACAGUCGCCGGCAAGCGCCUGGUGACAUAUUUCCUCCUGGGAAACACUGUGAAUCUCAGCCAGCAGGCUGGUAUCACUGCUGAAAGCCAAAAGUACAAAGACAUUAUUCAAAAGGAUUUUAUAGACACGUAUUACAAUUUGACUUUGAAGACCAUGAUGGGAAUUGAAUGGAUUCACAGAUUUUGUUACCAGUCCAGCUUUGUGAUGAAAACCGACACAGAUGUGUUUGUCAAUGUUUUUUACCUCACUGAGCUUCUUCUAAGGAAAAAGAGGACCACUAGAGUCUUCACAGGCUUUUUAAAACUAAAUGAGUACCCCAUACGGAGAAGAGGGAGUAAGUGGUACGUGAGUGAAGAAGAGUACCCGGGAAAGACCUACCCACCAUUUUGUUCCGGGACUGGCUAUGUUUUCUCCACCGACGUUGCUAGUCAGAUCUAUAAUGUUUCGGAUAAUGUUUUGUUCAUUAAACUGGAGGAUGUAUUCAUAGGACUGUGCCUUGCCAAAUUAAACAUUCAGCUGGUGGAGCUCCAUUCAGAGCAGACGUUUUUUCCAGAAAGGAUUCGCUUCUCUGUUUCUCGCUUUAAGAAAAUCGUGAUGUGCCAUAAAAUAAAACCAUCUGAGCAGCUGAGCUACUGGAAUCAGUUAGUGACAGAAAAUGACGGAGGAGUGCUCUAG
Molecule: messenger RNA, 1050 nt
Organism: Aptenodytes forsteri (emperor penguin)
Lineage: Eukaryota; Metazoa; Chordata; Aves; Sphenisciformes; Spheniscidae
Gene: B3GALT5
Product: beta-1,3-galactosyltransferase 5
Exons: 2
Cellular component (GO): membrane
Molecular function (GO): N-acetyl-beta-D-glucosaminide beta-(1,3)-galactosyltransferase activity
Source: RefSeq, a predicted model, not a curated record